AUGUCAAUGAUUAGAGCGAGAUUAACACUGAACAAACGGCUGAAUGCUACGCUGAUAUGCCAGCCAUAUAAGAGGCUACUACAUAGUUCUCGAGCAAUCGCUCAUCAGCACAAAGAUCAGGAACAAAUACCAGACCAUGAACAUAAUCAUGACCCUACAAUAGAAGAGCAUGGGCUUAAAUCUAUGCUAUCGCAUAGCCAUAGCCAUGGCCAUAGUCAUAGUCAUUCUGGUGAAAAUGCAUUCCUUACAUUAAGCAAGGAUAAUGUGUUAACAAACCCAGGUGUUAGAAUCACAUGGAUUGGACUGGGGAGCAAUGUCCUUAUGGCAGUUGGGAAAUUUUUUGGUGGUAUUGCAUUCCAUUCACAAGCCUUGUUAGCAGACUCGGUGCAUGCGAUGUCUGAUCUCGUUUCUGACUUUCUGACACUAUUUUCUGUUAGUUUAUCUUCCAAAAAAUCCAAUGAUAUGUAUCCAUAUGGUUACGGGAAAGUUGAAACCGUGGGUUCUCUGGCAGUAUCUACAAUACUGGCGGGUGCAGGUGUUUCCAUUGGUUGGAGUUCUUUAUGUGCGAUAGUAGGUCCGAUAGUGCCUCAUACUAUUAUUGAGUCUUUGCACAACAUAUUUGGCUCCAUGAUAGAUUUUUCCGGAUCACAUUCACACAGUCACACCAGCGCAACAGAUGUUAAUGCAGCAUGGAUAGCGGGUGGUUCUAUUAUUAUGAAGGAAUGGAUAUUUCAAGCUACAAAGAGGGUUGCCAUAAAGACGAAUUCAAACGUACUUAUGGCUAACGCAUGGCACCAUAGAAUUGACUCAUUGACCUCGCUAGUUGCUCUUGUAGCCAUCAGUUCAAGUUAUUUCUUCGGUAUACAAUCAUUGGAUAGUCUUGGUGGACUGCUGGUCUCAGUUCUGAUAAUCAAGGCCGGUGGUGAGGGUAUGGUAUCUUCAGUAAAAGAACUGACAGAUCAGUCCUUAAGUAAGAAAGAUGAGAGAUACCUAGAAAUCGAAUCUAUCCUAAAAAAACAGAUACCAUUACUGGAUAGAGGGAACUUGGAAUUAGAUAGGUUGGUGGUGAUGCCAUCGGGCCCAAAAAUGAGAGCAAUCACCACACUGAGUGUCCCACAAGACAGCAACAUUUCUGUACAUGAUAUGGAUAAUGUCACUGCUGAAUUACGCAAGUCAAUGUUAGAUGGUGUCAAGAACCUUUCGUUCUUUGACGUACGUUACACUUCAAAGUAUUGA
This is a messenger RNA of Nakaseomyces glabratus, 1236 nucleotides long. RefSeq names its product Mmt2p (gene MMT2). Gene Ontology annotation, molecular function: monoatomic cation transmembrane transporter activity. The record is from RefSeq and is a predicted model, not a curated record. Gene Ontology annotation, cellular component: membrane. NCBI's taxonomy places the organism in Eukaryota, Fungi, Ascomycota, Saccharomycetes, Saccharomycetales, Saccharomycetaceae. Gene Ontology annotation, biological process: monoatomic cation transport; transmembrane transport.